Molecule: messenger RNA, 409 nt
Organism: Meloidogyne enterolobii
Lineage: Eukaryota; Metazoa; Nematoda; Chromadorea; Rhabditida; Meloidogynidae
Source: the annotation of a GenBank genome assembly
AAUGAGCGGAUUAAAAAAAGAAAAAAUUUCAAAAAUGGAAUUGGUUAAUGAGCCAAAUAUUGAGGAGGAAGAAGAGAUAAUUGAAGUGGAGACUGGAAAGGAAACAACACAUAAGGCAAAAUCCCCUGUCACAAAAUUAAAUAAUGGGAAAAUUGAGAAGAAUAACAGCAUAAAUCCGCGUGUGUUAUGGAAAUUGAUGCGGAUGAAAGAUACGCCAAGAAUUGAAAUUAGAAUCUGCAAAAAAUGUGCUAAUGCGCUUUAUAAUGAUAAGAAUAAAUUCACUCAGAAGGAAAAUGGAAAUAUUGGAAUUUGCUUUGAAAUUUGUGAAAGCUGCGCAAAAUUAAAUAUGCAAUUCAAGGAUUUUGUUGCUGACUGGGAUGAGAAGAAUAUAGAAAAGUUGAAAAAGUGA